GGUGCAGCGCACCUGCAGGCUCUGGGCUGUGCCCUCUUCUGGCCUGUGCCCUCUUCUGGCCUGGUCAGGGCGGGUAGUCGCGGGGUGGCGGGAGAGAAAACGCUCGCGUCUCUGAGUUCACCUUGCCCAGCAGUACCGCGAGCCUGGGCCAUGUGGAGCGGAUGCAUUAAUGGACACACAGUGUGCGUGAAUGAUGAAUGGGCAUAAAUGAACGGUGUUGUUAGAGAUACAGAAAGAAUUAUUAGACUACAAAGGCAUGGGCAUUAGUGUUCUUGAAAUGAGUCACAGGUCAUCAGAUUUUGCCAAGAUCAUUAACAACACAGAGAAUCUUGUGCGAGAAUUACUAGCCGUGCCAGACAACUACAAGGUGAUUUUUGUGCAAGGAGGUGGAUCCGGCCAGUUCAGUGCAGUUCCCUUGAACCUGAUUGGCUUGAAAGCAGGACGGUGUGCCGACUAUGUGGUGACAGGAGCUUGGUCAGCUAAGGCUGCAGAAGAAGCCAAGAAGUUUGGGGCUGUGAAUGUCGUCCAUCCCAAACUUGGGAGUUACACACAAAUUCCAGACCCGAGCACCUGGAGCCUCAGCCCGGACGCGUCCUAUGUGUAUUAUUGCGCAAACGAGACCGUGCACGGUGUGGAGUUUGACUUUAUACCGGACGUCAAGGGAGCAGUAUUGGUGUGCGACAUGUCCUCGAACUUCCUUUCAAAGCCAGUGGAUGUUUCCAAGUUUGGUGUGAUUUUCGCUGGUGCCCAGAAGAACAUUGGCUCUGCUGGGGUCACCGUGGUGAUCGUCCGUGAUGACCUGCUGGGAUACGCCCUGAGAGAGUGCCCCUCUGUCCUGGAGUACAAGGUGCAGGCUGGAAACAGCUCCUUGUACAACACGCCUCCGUGUUUCAGCAUCUAUGUCGUGGGCUUGGUCCUGGAGUGGAUUAAGAACAACGGAGGGGCAGCAGCCAUGGAGAAGCUGAGCUCCAUCAAAUCUCAAAUGAUUUAUGAGAUUAUUGAUAACUCUCAAGGAUUCUACGUAUGUCCCGUGGAGCCCCGGAAUAGAAGUAAGAUGAACAUUCCAUUCCGCAUUGGCAACGCCAAAGGAGAUGAGGCUUUAGAAAAGAGAUUUCUUGAUAAGGCUCUUGAGCUCAAUAUGAUCUCCCUGAAAGGACAUAGGUCGGUGGGAGGCAUCCGGGCCUCUCUGUAUAAUGCCGUCACGAUUGAAGACGUUCAGAAGCUGGCCGCAUUCAUGAAAAAUUUUUUAGAGAUGCACCAGCUAUAAACAUACCCUAACCAGUGUGUACUCUGGCCUUGAACAACGUACAAAAUUUAAAGUUACUUGGGAAUGGCUACCAAAAGCUAACAAACAUGGUAUUUUUCUCAGAUGAAAAUGCUCAUAGAUUCUUCAUGUUUUUCAAAGGGCAACAGCAAAACAUCUACACCUCUGCAAAGCUGAUGGGACCUAAUGGCUGCCUUAAUUUUGACUUAAACUGGAAGCAUUUUUAAAGUCUUCCUGUUGCUUUUCUAGUGAAUUCAAGCUUAUUUUAUCUUGGCUGUUGCUUUUUCUGGCUGGAUCUCAGUAUUCAAACGUACCUGUGGAUGUAAUUAUGCGAGUUGCAAUUAGGUAUUUCUGGUGUCAGGGGAACACAUAGAAUGGGAGUGGGGUGUGUAGUGGGGGUCCUCCAGGUGCUGAAUAGGGUCCCGUGGAUUCCUCAGCUGUUGAUUAAGGUUAAUGUUGACCAUUUGGUGAACGUUUCGGAGUCCUAGGCAAACGGGAAAACUGUAGAUCUUUCUUUGUACUGUUACUUUCAUAAAGAGAUAAAAGUGACAGAUAUAUGUUUAUAUAGCAAGGUCUGUUUUUAAUACCACAUAGUUUAUACCUGUAUGCUUUUAUAUUUCUAAUAAUACGGUGCUUAGU
Tupaia belangeri chinensis (Chinese tree shrew) is the source of this 1903-nucleotide messenger RNA. RefSeq names its product phosphoserine aminotransferase 1 (gene PSAT1). Gene Ontology annotation, molecular function: pyridoxal phosphate binding; O-phospho-L-serine:2-oxoglutarate transaminase activity. Bases 257 to 1267 code for a protein of 336 amino acids. The transcript is spliced from 9 exons. Gene Ontology annotation, biological process: L-serine biosynthetic process. Gene Ontology annotation, cellular component: cytoplasm. NCBI's taxonomy places the organism in Eukaryota, Metazoa, Chordata, Mammalia, Scandentia, Tupaiidae. The record is from RefSeq and is a predicted model, not a curated record.